Necator americanus (New World hookworm) is the source of this 1776-nucleotide messenger RNA. RefSeq lists its product as uncharacterized. The record is from RefSeq and is a predicted model, not a curated record. The coding region runs from base 1 to 1776 and encodes 591 amino acids. Gene Ontology annotation, molecular function: transmembrane transporter activity. Gene Ontology annotation, biological process: transport; magnesium ion homeostasis; intracellular manganese ion homeostasis. Gene Ontology annotation, cellular component: cytoplasm; plasma membrane. Lineage: Eukaryota; Metazoa; Nematoda; Chromadorea; Rhabditida; Ancylostomatidae. The transcript is spliced from 16 exons.
AUGCGGUGGUUGCGAGAUGCCCUUCUGGGACUGAUUGCUGAGAUGGUUCUUUCACAAAAUACUUCACAAACUACUGAAACUACCUCAGAAGCAACUUCUAGCUUUUCUUCGAGUAUUGCCUUUUUCAGCGAGGGAAGUACUUCGGAUGACGUAACUAGUACUCGUAUUACCUCGCUAUCAGAUGGCACUACUACUGUUACUGCUCCUAUUACUACUAAGGCAAACAUUUCGUCUCUUCUCUAUGGGAUGGUCGUUAACUACAAUAAAUUUGAUUUGCCCGUCUUGGAAACUUCGCGUGAUGAAAUUGUUGUAAUUGGGAACAAUCUGGAAAACGUUUCACAGAUUUGGUUACAUCCCGCACCGAUGUGCGAUCCAGUAAGGGACAGUCGAGCAGUAGAGAUGCAAAUUCAAGCACCCUCGUCCACAUAUGUGGUGACUACUAUGAAGAAGAAAGAAGUGUACCGUGAAGAAUGGAGAUAUCCUAUCUUUCUAUGUACGGACCCGAGGUCAAAGCCAUCGGAGUUCAACUCGAUUAUCGUUGAAGAUCACAGAGAUCCUCUACUCCCAAUUCUCAUAAUUAUCUACUGCACCUUUUUACUACUCAGUGCGCUCUUCACUGGGUUAAAUCUGUCCUUAAUGUCUCUAGAUAUGGAAGAUCUUCGUCGAAUCAAAGAGUAUGACGAGAAUCCUAAAACCCGUCGUUAUGCAGCAAAUAUAAUUCCAAUUCGGGAGAAUGGAAACUUCAUGUUGUGCACCAUUUUGAUUGGCAACACUAUUUGCAACGCAAUCGAUGUGCUAACAUUUGAUAGAAUUACUCUCAAUUUGGAUUUAUUGGAUUGGGAACGGAUUCUUCUUAUAAAUAUUGUGCCUGCAAUGUUUAUUAUCAUUUUCUCUGAAAUCAUUCCUCAAGUUAUUUGUACUAAAUAUGCUUUGCCAAUUGGAAGUCGUUGUCGCCAUCUGAUGGUAUUUUUUAUGGUAAUCACAUAUCCAGCGAGCUAUCCACUGUCAAAAGUUCUUGACUGGGUAGUGGGAAAAGAAGCUCGCUGGACAAUGGAUCGGCGAAUGUUAGGAAGCCUUAUGCGUCAACAGAAAAAUGAGACCGCUAAUAUGGCAGCAGUUGUCGAGAAUGCAAUGAUGUUGCAAGUGAAACGCGUCAAAGACGUUAUGACACCUCUUGAAAAGGUUUUUAUGAUGUCCGAUCGAACUGAGGUAAAUUUGAAGCUUAAACAGCAACUAAGCGAAAAUCGUCACACACGAAUACCCGUCUACAAAGGAGAUGACAGGAAUUGCGUUAUUGGGGUCUUAAAUGUGAAGGAUUUGCUGUUGAUCGAUGAGUCAUUGGACGUACAUGUAGGAGCGAUCAUGCAGCUGUGGCACAGGAGUGCACUGUUCCGAUUCGUGACCUCAGAAUCUCCAGUCGUACAGUUGAUGCUGGAGCUUAAAAAGGGGAUUCCACUUGCUAUCGUAGUGGAUUACCAAUAUGACAAGAAGUGCUAUCAUGUUACUGGUAUCGUAACUCUUGAGGAUAACCUGGAAGAGGUGAUUGGUGAGAUCAACGAUGAAAAAGAUGUGGUCGGUAGUGGAGUGAUCGCUAGUGAAUAUUCAAAGGAUGCUGCCUUAAGAAAGACAAAGAAACGGAUUAUAAGCCCUAGUCAAGAAGACCUCAUACAGGAUGAGAAUAUUCCUCUCCUAACGCAAGCGCAACCUUUAACUCCGCUGAAGAAAAAGAAACAGUCUUCUCUUAAAAUUGGGUCUAGAGAAGAGCAACUUUCAUGA